CGGCGUAGUGAUACCCGGGCGACGGGAGCAGCGGUGGCCCACAGAGAGCCUCGCACACCGAGAGAGAGACACCGCGGACUCCAUUGCUGCCCCGAGUGCGUUUCUCGCCGGACUUGGUGAUCUCCCCCGGUUUAUACCUGCGUGUCUGUCCUCGCGAGUCGUGCGACGUAUAAAAGAGAGUUACCAUCGCACCGCCCCACGGUCGGGAGAACGUUUGGCUGCGCUGAGAAUCCUCGGCAGACCGUUGUACGGCCGACCGACCGACCGACCGACCGACCGAUCGACGAGAGCGACCCACAGGAGCUACUCUUGUGAACAAGUACAACACGUUUGUUGUCUAGUGUGCGGGUGCGGGUGUUCGCAGCCCAGGAGAGCCUCUCUCGUGUAUAACCGAGACCGAGUGAAAAAGGAGCCACGAUGGCUGACCAACUCACAGAGGAACAGAUCGCAGAGUUUAAGGAAGCCUUCUCGCUAUUCGACAAAGAUGGCGAUGGCACUAUAACGACUAAAGAAUUGGGUACAGUCAUGCGAUCCCUGGGUCAAAAUCCCACAGAGGCCGAGUUACAAGACAUGAUUAAUGAAGUAGACGCAGAUGGUAACGGUACAAUCGACUUUCCGGAGUUCUUGACCAUGAUGGCACGCAAAAUGAAGGAUACGGACAGCGAGGAGGAGAUCAGGGAGGCCUUCAGAGUGUUCGAUAAGGAUGGAAAUGGUUUCAUAUCCGCAGCGGAACUCAGACAUGUUAUGACAAAUCUGGGCGAGAAACUGACCGAUGAGGAAGUAGAUGAAAUGAUACGGGAGGCAGAUAUCGACGGCGAUGGCCAAGUGAAUUAUGAAGAAUUUGUGACGAUGAUGACAUCAAAGUGAAUGCAACCUGUGUAACGGAAGAACUUGCGACUCGGAGUGGUGUUGACGUAUUAAAUAAAAUCAAGAAACAAAAAAAAUAUGUAACAAAAGAGAAUCAACCAGAAAGUGAUAAAUCUUAUAUCAGGAUGCGAAGAUGUCUAUAAAGCGCGAAGAGUCAACGUCCGAUACGCGUUAAAAAAAAUCAUCGUUAACGAUAAGUACAGGGCAAUUAAUUAAUUGUUUAAUUAAAGAGUUAUACCACUAAAGUCAUUAUCUUUCAAAACACGAAUAUUUGCGCGUGUACACGAGGACACGUACACAAACACACAGAACACGUAAGCUCAGGAACACGGUACACCGAUGAUACACUUAAAAUUGGUGUGUGUAUGUGUGUGUGAUAAAUACACACGGCAUACGGAGUAUACAUAUUUUACACACAUUCACACUCGGAUGUCUUAUUUCCAUUGGAUAGAACAAAUUGGAAGUGAGAUACGUGGAGAAACAAUUGCGCGCGCGCAUGUGCACCAACGAUAAAGGAAAAAAAAUGCAUUUUCCACUUUCCUCUCUUUCUCGACUGCCCCCCCCCCCCAUCUUCUUCCCUUCUAUUGUCGCGUCCUUUUCACUAUCACCCAACUCCUGAUCUCGCACCUCAAUUCCUCAUCUUCCCGAAGAAUAUUUUCUUUUUCUUUUCGAAAGGCAUGUCGGAGAAAUGUAAUCUCUUGGAAAGGGAGAGGAAAUGUGCGUUAGGGGACAAAGUGAAAUCCAAUGUAAGAUAUUGAAACAGCAAAGUUUUAUUUGCCAAUCGAGAUUCGUCGGGAAUAUUCCUUCGUUUGUUCUUUUUUUCAUUUUUUAAUAAAUGAGAUACGUGUAUAGUGAAUGAACAUUAGGAUACGUAGCUGCUAUAGUAAUAUCUCUACUGUUAAAAAAAAAUGCAUGCACAUGUACAAAUGUUUGUUUGUCUCGUGAGAGGGAAUUCGGCCUGGACAUAGUUUUCCAGAAGGGGAGAGAAGAGAAAAAAAAGAGUGAGAGAUAUAAAUAUGAUGCUUCGGCCUCGGGGUUAUCGAUGACUCAAAUGCAAAGCUGGACCUCUCGAUGCCACGUAAUGAAUGAUUUAAUUUAUAUAAGUAAUGAGCGAGAAAAUUUAUAAAAAAAAAAGAAAAUAAGCAAGAGAGAGAGAGAGAUAAAUAUGAUGAAGAGCCUCGAAGAACUUGGAUUUUAGUGUUUUCGCGCAUCGCGUCUUACCUUACGGAACGAUGAUGAUGGUCGUUUUAUAUGGAUCAUUGGACAUUGAACAAGUUGCGACGAUCGUUGAUAGAGAGAGAGAGAGAGAGAGAGAGAGAGAGAGAGAGAGAGCUCCAGUUCGAAGUCUCGACAUUCCUAUUUGAAAAAGUCUCUUCCUACGCUUUUCAAUUGAUCAACAUCAAUCCAACUUCUCGUGUGUUCGUGCGCACGGGACUCACACGUACAACACGUCAAACGAGAAACUACUAUAUAAACACAAAGAUACACACAGAGCAACUAAGAAAAAAGAUGAAAAGAGAUAAACACUAUCUAUAAUAUUCACAAAGUGCGUUUUGCCUCCAGUUCCAUUUUAAUCUCCUAUUUGUAACUUGCCUUCCACACACUGGGAAAGCCUUACAUACAUGCGCGCAAAAAAAGAAAAAAAGGAAAAAAAUCGAAAAAAAAAAAGAAAAACGACGUCGACACCACUUUUGUUGAUAUAAUAAAUCAUGGAGAAAAAAAA
This is a messenger RNA of Harpegnathos saltator (Jerdon's jumping ant), 2590 nucleotides long. Its product is annotated as calmodulin. NCBI's taxonomy places the organism in Eukaryota, Metazoa, Arthropoda, Insecta, Hymenoptera, Formicidae. The transcript is spliced from 4 exons. Gene Ontology annotation, cellular component: myosin II complex. The record is from RefSeq and is a predicted model, not a curated record. Gene Ontology annotation, molecular function: calcium ion binding. The coding region runs from base 418 to 867 and encodes 149 amino acids.